Molecule: messenger RNA, 4371 nt
Organism: Aptenodytes forsteri (emperor penguin)
Lineage: Eukaryota; Metazoa; Chordata; Aves; Sphenisciformes; Spheniscidae
Gene: KAT14
Product: lysine acetyltransferase 14
Exons: 10
Coding region: 304-2652 (782 amino acids)
Molecular function (GO): acyltransferase activity, transferring groups other than amino-acyl groups
Source: RefSeq, a predicted model, not a curated record
CUAAUGGAAAAAGGGUCCCAGCAGUCCUAGGCACAGACCUGAGGUUUCAUUAGAGGUUUGAUUAAAGACGUUUGGAGAUCAUUGGUGUCUAACUACUUGCAAGUGUUUCAGCUAACAGAGGUAAUCUGUGAAAGACUGUUUCUUUUGUAUAGGUUGUCCAGUCCGAAAAGCUAUAGGGCAGACACAAAACAUUUCCUCUGUCAUCGGUACUUUGACUGUGGAGACUUGGCCAGCACAUCCAGUGUGGAUGGACUUGUCAAUGUGGGGAGGAAUAGCUCCUUGUUAACGCAAGCACCAUCUAGGAUGGCUAAUAACGUUCACAUGAGUGGGCUGCUGAGCCGCCACGAUGAUGAAGCCACCAGGACCUCCACCUCAGAGGGACUGGAGGAGGGUGAGGUGGAGGGGGAGACCCUCCUCAUCGUUGAGUCUGAGGACCAGGCUUCGGUGGAUUUAUCGCACGACCAGAGCGGGGACUCUCUGAACAGUGACGAAGGUGACGCGUCCUGGAUGGAGGAGAUGUCCUAUUACUGCGAGAAGUGCCAGAAGUGGAUUCCAGCAAGUCAACUGAGAGAACAGCUCAGCUACCUCAAAGGAGAUAACUUUUUCAGAUUUACUUGCUCGGAUUGCUCAGAAGAUGGGAAGGAGCAAUUUGAACGGCUGAGGUUAACAUGGCAACAAGUUGUCAUGCUGGCAAUGUACAAUUUGUCUCUGGAAGGAACGGGCCGUCAGGGGUACUUCAGAUGGAAAGAAGAUAUUUGUGCUUUUAUUGAGAAACACUGGACUUUCUUAUUAGGAAACAGGAAAAAGACCUCAACAUGGUGGAGCACGGUUGCUGGCUGUCUCUCUGUGGGGAGCCCCUUGUUUUUCCGCUCAGGGGCACAGGAAUUUGGAGAACCGGGGUGGUGGAAACUGGUUCAUAAUAAACCCCCAACAAUGAAACCUGAAGGAGAGAAGUUGUCUGCAUCUGCACUAAAGGCAAAAGCAGCUUCAAAGCCACCUCUGGAUCCCAUCAUUACUGUGGAAGGACUCAGGAAGCGGGUAAGCCGCAAUCCAGUCGAAUCGGCCAUGGAGCUGAAGGAGAAGAGAUCUCGUACUCAGGAAGCCAAGGAUAUUCGGAGAGCCCAGAAGGAGGCAGCUGGCUUUCUGGACCGGAGUACUUCCUCCACUCCUGUUAAAUUUACCAGUCGAGGCCGUCGUCCCGAUAUCGUCCUUGAGAAAGGAGAGGUGAUUGACUUCUCCUCCUUGAGCUCUUCAGAUCGCACUCCUCUGACAAGCCCUUCUCCUUCCCCAUCUCUGGACUUCUCUGCUCCUGGCACUCCAGCCUCGCAUUCAGCUACUCCCAGCCUUCUCUCAGAAGCAGAUCUCAUCCCAGAUGUCAUGCCACCACAGGCUCUCUUUCAUGAUGAUGAGGAAAUGGAAGGAGAUGGAGUCAUAGACCCAGGAAUAGAGUAUGUGCCCCCUCCCAGUGGGACAGCUGGUGCUGGCACUGUGAUAGCAAGUAGAAAAAAAGUGAAGACAGCUGAGCAGAUCAAGCAAGAGGUAGAGAGCGAAGAAGAAAAAACAGAAAGGAUGGAAGGUGACAGUGAAGAUCCUGAAGAGUCAAAUGCAUCGCUGCAGGUGAGGGGGCGAGACAAGAGGAAGCCACAGCUGGAGAAGGAUGCUAAACCCAGAGCUCCCAAGCAUACCUCUGUUAGCAUUUAUGAGGAGAAGCUGCUGCUGAAGAGACUGGAAGCCUGUCCCAAUGCCACGAGCAUGACCCCAGAGGCCCGGAGACUGAGGCGCAAGCUGAUAGUCAGGCAGGCCAAGAGGGAGAGAGGACUGCCGCUCUUUGACUUGGACCAAGUUGUGAAUGCUGCACUGCUCUUGGUUGAUGGGAUUUACGGAGCCAAAGAAGGAGGUGUUUCCAGGUCCCCAGUAGGGCAAGCAACAUACAGAACUACUAGCCAGGACUUCAGGAUCUUGGACAGAUACCAGACAAUGCUGCCUGCCAUGAAGGGGUAUCGACAGCAGACAACAAAGUUUCUGUAUCGACUGGUAGGCUCAGAAGACCUGCUGACAGACCACAGUAUUGUCAGUCCUUACACAUCCCGUGUCCUGAAACCUUACAUCAGGCGUGAUUAUGAGACAAAGCCCCCAAAACUCAGGCUGCUGGCAGAAAUCCGGGCAUAUCCACACAGGAAUGAUCUCAACUGGAAGGCUGAGCCAGAAGCACCCGUUGAUUACUGCUACGUUCGCCCUAAUCACAUCCCCACUAUAAACUCCAUGUGCCACGAAUUCUUCUGGCCUGGAAUUGAUUUGUCAGAAUGCCUGCAGUAUCCAGACUUCAGUGUUGUCGUCCUUUACAAGAAAGUUAUUAUUGCCUUUGGCUUUAUGGUGCCAGACGUGAAAUACAAUGAAGCUUACAUCUCUUUUCUGUUAGUUCACCCUGAGUGGAGAAGAGCUGGGAUUGCAACCUUCAUGAUUUACCAUCUUAUCCAGACCUGCAUGGGCAAAGACGUAACCCUUCACGUCUCUGCAAGCAACCCUGCUAUGCUGCUCUACCAAAAGUUUGGAUUUAAGACUGAAGAAUACAUUUUGGAUUUUUAUGACAAAUAUUAUCCGUUGGACAGCAAGGAGUGCAAGCACGCGUUCUUUCUCAGGCUGCGGCGCUGAUCCAUUGGAGCUGUCUGGGGGUCUGCGAAAAGCCCAAUCUGUCAAGCAAAGAACUACCACGGCUUUCAGUGGAGGGCGUUGGCUGCCAUGUGAGAGCUGGAACGCACCGAUGCCUUUAUCCCUAGGACUUUGAAUGUCAGCAGUGCUAUGUUGUGUGCUGAAACUGCAAUCCAAGAGGAUUGAUUCCUACGCUCCAAGGGGAGAGGCCUGGAAAUGCCAACUGGGACAUGCUGAAACCACUGGAAGACUGAAAUUCUUUAUGGGGAGUUUUCCUGCCACUGUUACUUUGGAGAGCCUCAUUGACAAACAAACAAACAAGAAAAUAACCCCAAACAAAAAAAUACUUGUCACUUCAGAGGGGACCCAUGGAUUUCAAAUUUUGAAACCUAUCCAAAAAAAGUAGCAGGUUUUUCAUUUCUGUUUUUGUUUAUGGGAAAUGAACGUCUAAACUUAAAUCAUCCACAGUGUUUCUGUGAUUUGAUUGCUUUGUUAGGAACCAUGUCUUGAAUCUGUGAAGGGAAAUAAGAUAUUGGUGCAUCUAGCUGGAUGCUAACAUUAGGAAAGCCCUACAUGUGCCAGAACAGCAAUACUGGAACCAUGUUUUAGGAAUAAUGAAGAGUGUGUGAACUCAUGUGAUCCCAAAUGCAAGGCUCAGACGAGAUGUCUUUCUUCCGCUCCUUCCCUACUGCCUUCCUUUCCCCUCGUUGACCCUGUGCUCAAUGUGAAGUUCUUAUAGUGCGCAGUGUUUUGUGUUCAGGAACAACAUGUCAAGCGGGUUUGUAGCUAGGCAAGGUAGGACACAACAGCUGCCAAAUCAGCUCUUCGAAAUCUUACAACCUAUCUGCCAGUUGUUGAUGCUGCAGAUCAGCCCUUUGGGCACACCUCUAACCACAGAGCCAGCCUUGCAGGCUCCAGCAUCCACCUCCUUCUGCUACAGACUGUCUGGCUAGAAGAAACCCAGAACAAAAGUCAGUGGUAACAUUUGAAAUGCAGGCUCUGGUCUGUAGAAGCAAUCUGUUUGCAGCUUGGAGGGAGGAGAGGGUAGAGGUGGACCAGUUCCGGUUCUUGGCUGGUUCCACAUCUAGGCUGUGAUUUCAGGGCUCUAAGUAUAAGUAAAGAGGAGAGGAAAGAAUAAAUAGAAAUAACCAAGAAUUAAAAAAAAUACAAACCCCAAACAGUUUCUCUGGUAGUGGUGUCUAGUCCUUUUACACAGUUUAGCAGCUUCUCUCUCUCCCUGACUUUUAUUGCAGAUGAACAGUAAGCUGGCAGUUUGCUCUGCUGCCUGACCGAAGGUCAGUCUGUGCAUUUUAAAUACGAGUCACAUCCACUGCGCUGUUCCUUUCACAUCAAGCCCCACAGAGAGCUACACAACAAAUGUGACUUCUUUGUUCUUAAUCCACUGUGUAUACCUGUUGGGUACCUGGCUAUAGUAGUAGUUGCCUUAAUGGAGUCUUCAUUUUGGUAACAGCAGAGAGAUGGACACAAAGUAUGUUUUUGUGGUAGCCAAUGUACAUUGUUACCAAAACAAAAACAGUGUUAGUGGGAGGGAAAAAGAACCCAUCCAAGUGUUGUGUGCCCUAACAUCCGUGCACAUUUCUGCUUGCUUUAUGACUAUGUGAAAAUUUUUGAUGUUACUGAUGUUAUGAGUUAGCUGUACUUGGAAAGAAAAAAAUACCUGUCUUUAUCAAUGGAAUUAAAGCCCUUCCCUUGGAAAAGCCU